GAAUUAACCCUCUUUUUUUCUCUAUCUGAUUGUCUGGGUAUCGUAUAAUACAUAAGCAGACCGAGGACGUUGAAUCGUUUCGUUAUGGAAACUAACAUGUGCAAUUCUAAGUGCAUCUUUUAAUAAUCUAUUACUACCUAGUACUACUACUAUCGACUUGUCGCAAUAAAAACUGCUUUUGCACUGGUGCCAUAGAUGUACAUUAAGAUAUUGUUAACUUUACAAGUGAAAUACAAUCGAAUUUAGAACCAGCUGUACAUCCAGUUCUACGCCAAAGGAUGCCUAACAUAAAAAUAUUCAGCGGUAGUUCGCAUCCGGACUUGGCUCAGAAAAUCGUCGAUCGUCUAGGCAUCGAUAUCGGUAAAGUGGUCACGAAGAAGUUCAGCAAUUUGGAAACUUGCGUCGAAAUAGGCGAAUCGGUCAGAGGAGAAGAUGUUUACAUCGUUCAAAGCGGUUCCGGCGAAAUAAACGAUAAUCUGAUGGAGUUACUCAUUAUGAUAAACGCUUGCAAAAUUGCCUCAGCAUCUCGUGUCACCGCCGUUAUUCCAUGUUUCCCGUACGCGCGUCAGGAUAAGAAAGAUAAAGUAAAAAGUCGAGCCCCCAUUUCGGCGAAAUUAGUCGCUAACAUGUUAUCGGUAGCUGGAGCCGAUCAUAUUAUUACGAUGGAUUUGCACGCGUCACAAAUACAAGGCUUCUUCGACAUUCCUGUCGAUAAUUUAUACGCUGAGCCAGCUGUACUUAAAUGGAUUAAAGAAAAUAUUCCUCAGUGGAAUAACAGUAUCAUCGUUUCUCCCGACGCUGGUGGUGCUAAAAGAGUCACCUCGAUCGCCGAUCGUCUCAACGUAGAGUUCGCCUUGAUCCAUAAAGAACGUAAAAAAGCCAACGAAGUUGCCGCCAUGGUUCUUGUCGGAGAUGUCAAAGAUAAAGUUGCCAUCUUAGUGGACGAUAUGGCCGAUACUUGCGGUACCAUUUGUCACGCCGCCGAAAAGCUCACUCAAGCUGGAGCGAUCAAAGUUUACGCCAUCUUAACGCAUGGUAUUUUCUCGGGACCAGCUAUUUCUAGAAUUAUUAACGCUUGUUUCGAAGCUGUCGUCGUCACAAACACUAUUCCGCAGGAUAGACAUAUGAAAGAAUGCGAUAAGAUCAAGUGUAUCGACGUCUCGAUGAUGUUCGCCGAAGCAGUCCGACGUACCCAUAAUGGCGAAUCGGUCUCGUAUUUGUUCUCAAACGUGCCGUACUAAAUUAUUAUUUCAUACUUUACACACUUUUAAGCCGUAUAGAUUGUGAUUUACGUAGUUUGAACGCGUGAGCGAGAACGAAAAACAAAAUAAAAAAAAAACUAAAAUUAUGUAUAUCGAGUUUGUAAACUCGAAUUUUUUUUUAUUAUAGUGUUGAUUAAAUUAUCGUUAUUCGUUAUUUAUCUAUAGUAAGACUUUAUAUAGGUGCCGUACACUUCGUAGAAGAAAGAUGAAAUUUUGUUGUUAUUUCUAGUCAAAGUAAUCAUUGGCAUUUAUCCGCUCAUCGGACAUGUCAUCUUUUCAUCCAAAGACUAUAUCGAAACAUCUGAAUAUAUAGUCGACUAAAAUUCUACCUAAAAUUAUGUACUAGUGAAACAGACAACAUUCCUUUUAACGCCCCAUUUACGUAUCGAGUAUUGUGUAUGUAAAAAUAAUUUAUUCUAUUGUAAUUUUUUUUUCUAUGUCUUCUCGUUUAGCCCAUUGAACCUUUUACGCAUUUUUCUGCCGAUGAGACCUGCAUGAUUUCUCGAAAUGGUUUAAUUUAAUUGUUUAAUGAAUUUUGUUGCGUUAAUUACCUAUUUUUUUCCUGUGUUUCUAUUUUGUGUUGAAGAUGCUUUCUCUUUCGUGUUAGGAGUUUUGUAAACGUGAUCAUUUCCAAAAACAGAUCAGCAUUCGAUCCUUCUUGGUGUACGAAUGUCGAACAUGAUGCGAAUUUCUCAUUUCACCGUUUCUUUAAUUAUUCUCGUUCUUGAACACAUUUAUAUACAGACAAUAAAAUUUUACUAAACGGUC
Molecule: messenger RNA, 2030 nt
Organism: Planococcus citri (citrus mealybug)
Lineage: Eukaryota; Metazoa; Arthropoda; Insecta; Hemiptera; Pseudococcidae
Gene: Prps
Product: phosphoribosyl pyrophosphate synthetase
Exons: 7
Coding region: 279-1241 (320 amino acids)
Biological process (GO): purine nucleotide biosynthetic process; ribonucleoside monophosphate biosynthetic process; 5-phosphoribose 1-diphosphate biosynthetic process
Cellular component (GO): ribose phosphate diphosphokinase complex; cytoplasm
Molecular function (GO): ribose phosphate diphosphokinase activity; magnesium ion binding; ATP binding
Source: RefSeq, a predicted model, not a curated record